Messenger RNA from Aspergillus campestris IBT 28561, 2067 nucleotides. RefSeq names its product putative nucleoporin Nsp1. The transcript has 3 exons. Gene Ontology annotation, biological process: protein import into nucleus; RNA export from nucleus. The record is from RefSeq and is a predicted model, not a curated record. Gene Ontology annotation, cellular component: nuclear pore; nuclear pore central transport channel. NCBI's taxonomy places the organism in Eukaryota, Fungi, Ascomycota, Eurotiomycetes, Eurotiales, Aspergillaceae. Bases 1 to 2067 code for a protein of 688 amino acids. Gene Ontology annotation, molecular function: structural constituent of nuclear pore; phospholipid binding.
AUGUCCAACAUGUUCUCUUUCGAUCCACCAGCUUCGAGCGGUGCCUCUGGGGCCGGUCUAUUCGGCACUGCCGGGAAAACGAACACUGGUGCAGGGUCCGGCGCAGGACUCUUCGGAAAUGUAGGAGCUUCGACGGGCGGAAGCUCCGCACCUUCGCCGUUUGGAAAUGCUGCGGCUCCAGCACAACAGAGCUCUGGGCUUUUUGGCGGUGCUGGUGGUGGUGGGAGUGGAACGGCUUCUCCCGCGUCGUCCUUCAGCUUUGGAACACAGAAUCAACCCGGGAGCAGCACUCCGACGUCGCUGUUUGGAAACAAUGCAUCGCAAACCCCCAACAAGCCGAGCGAAGCCCCUGCUGCCGGGCAGGCGUCCUCGGGUACACUCUUUGGCAAUGCCGGGAAGCCAGCAGGUGGUCUUUUCGGAGGUAACUCCGCCACGCCCGGUCAGUCUGGGGGCACGCUUUUCGGGGGGACCUCCACCACACCUGCCGGACCUCCGCCACUGGGCAACACCGGCGGUGCUCAGGGACCGUCGCUUUUCGGACAGAACGCGAACGCACAGAAACCGGGUGGCCUCUUUGGAGGUCUGGGCGCGAACACAUCCUCAUCGACCACCCCCUCUGCCCCCGCUACCACGUCGUCAACCACCCCAUCGCUCUUUGGAGGAGCGUCGCAGCCUCAAGCGGCCAGCGGUGGUCUCUUCGGAGCUGGCGCACAGCAGAAGCCAUCGCUUGGCUCGACCCCAGCAGCCCCCGCCGGCGGUGGUCUCUUUGGAGGAGCCAAUAAGGACAAGCCCGCGGAGUCAACGACUCCGACGUCGUCUGCGGCCCCUGCGUCGAAGCCUUUGUUUGGAGGUGCGGGUGCUGCGCCCUCUACGCAGGGAUCCUCUUUGUUCCCCGCGCCGUCCUCUGGCACGGACUCCGCCAGUAAACCCGCAUUCUCCUUAAAUGCCCCGGCCUCGACCGCUAAGUCCUCGGCGGCCCCGGCCGCGUCUUCCGCUACUGCCGGAAAAUCCCUCUUCCCGGCAAUGGGCGGGUCUACCUCGUCAGCCGCGCCGUCGUCCACCCCCGCCGCUGCUCCUACGGGUGGCCUCUUUCCCAGUCUCGGCGGCGCCAAGCCCACUGAGACCAGCGCACCCGGCAGCACGACCACCGCGGCACCUGCCACCCAGCCUGCAGCCCCCGCCGGUGGGAUGUUCGGCAAACCAGCUGCCAGCGCCGCAACCGGCCAGCCCUCCAGCACCGCCGCGACGGGGUCUACUGCCGCUAAACCUGCAGGGACGGAGGAGAAGUCCACUCCCGCGGCUCCGUUCGGCGGCAACGGCGGCCUGGGUGCGUCCACCGCCGGGCCGGUACCCCCGACUCAAUCGCGGUUGAAGAACAAGACGAUGGACGAGAUCAUCACGCGGUGGGCCACGGACCUGACCAAAUACCAGAAGGACUUCCGCGAGCAGGCGGAGAAAGUCGCCGAGUGGGACCGCAUGCUGGUGGACAACGGCACCAAGGUGCAGAAGCUGUACGGUAGCACGGUGGACGCCGAGCGGGCGACGCAAGAGGUCGAACGGCAGCUGGCGUCCGUCGAGGGACAGCAGGAGGAGCUGGGCUCGUGGCUGGAUCGGUACGAGCGGGAAGUGGACGAGAUGAUGUCGAAACAGGUUGGUCCUGGGGAGACGCUUCAGGGACCGGACCAGGAGCGGGAGAGAACCUACAAACUCGCGGAGAAACUCUCCGAGCGCCUCGACGACGUGGGCAAGGAUCUGACGAGCAUGAUCGAAGAAGUCAACGGGGCGUCAUCCACACUAAGCAAGACGAACAAGGCCGACGAGCCUAUCUCCCAAAUCGUCCGCAUCCUCAACUCGCACCUCUCCCAACUCCAAGUCAUCGACCAAGGCACCGCCGACCUGCAAACCAAGGUCGCCGCGGCGCAAAAAGCCGGACAGGCGAUGUCGUCGCGGUUCGGGCACGGCUUCAGCAGCUCGGGGAUGGGCAGCGGCAGCGGGAUGGGCAUGGGCGGUGGCAGUGGCGGCGGUGCGGCGGAUGACUUUUACCGGUCUUAUAUGGGUCGUCGGUGA